CUAUUUUGCUCACCCCAAGAGAGAGAAAAAAAAGAAAAAAACCAAAGUACAGGAGAGGGCCAUAGUUCCUUGCUCGAGUGAUAGGGAGAUAGAUCGACAGAUUUGAUCAAACUCACUAAACUCCGAGCCUCAUGAUCCUCUCAAUCUUGUCUCCUCUAGUUGCAUUGCCAGGUUGUGUCGCACAUUUCGCUCCAAUCAACAUGAUGCCCACUUGAUCCCCAAACUCUCGACAUUUCGCUCCAAACACUUUUUCAUUUUUCGGGUGUUUCGUUGUACUACGAUCUCUCGAAAAACUCGUUUCUCGAAACCAGAUAGCUAUCAAAUUACAUAUUAAUCGAUCUUAGCAGGACAGGUCACCACAGGGAAAUCCCAACCCUAUAUAAACCCUUCCUCUUCUUCACCAUUUUCAUCACGUCCGCCUUGGUCAUUCUGUAUACUCAUACCUUUCUCUUCGAGAUACAGCAAUGGCUUCAAAGGCUCUUGCACCAACUGCAUUCUUUUUGAUCCUCAACCUCCUUUUCUUCACAUUAGUCAGCUCCACUGCUGUGCCAUGCCCACCUUCACCAUCAAACCCGCACCCGCACUCGCAGCCAGCGAAGCCCUCUUGCCCCAGGGAUGCCCUGAAACUGGGCGUGUGCGCCAACUUGUUGAAUGACUUGGUCCACGUCGUCGUGGGCACACCUCCGAAGACCCCGUGCUGUAGCCUCCUCGCGGGCCUUGCCGACCUCGAGGCUGCCGUCUGCCUCUGCACUGCCAUCAAAGCGAGCAUCCUCGGGAUCAACCUCAAUGUCCCGGUCUCGCUGAGCUUGCUGCUGAAUUACUGUGGGAAGAGUGUGCCUUAUGGCUUCCAAUGUGCAUGAGGGCUCUUUCAUUUUGCGUGAUGUUGUAAUUCACUUCUGGCUACAUUGCUUUCCUCUUUGCUUUUUCCGGUUUUAAGUUGAAUUACUGCGGUUGGUUGCUGUUAUUCCUUCAUUCAACAAUAAAACGUACUCUUUUCUUGCA
Syzygium oleosum is the source of this 1002-nucleotide messenger RNA. Its product is annotated as 14 kDa proline-rich protein DC2.15-like. Bases 465 to 860 code for a protein of 131 amino acids. The record is from RefSeq and is a predicted model, not a curated record. Lineage: Eukaryota; Viridiplantae; Streptophyta; Magnoliopsida; Myrtales; Myrtaceae. The transcript has a single exon.